CGCCAUUGCUGCCGACGGAGUUGAAGGCAGAGGAACAUAUUGGAAAGGGACGGUCGGGUAUUAGACGUGGGCUUUAUUUCACGUGAUAGCUGCACAAGUUGACGUCUGCUUUCCUGGUGCAGGACUCGGGGAUCUGAGGGGCAAUUAUGGCAUGUGGAGCGACGCUCAAGCGCUCGAUGGAGUUCGAGGCCCUAAUGAGCCCGCAGUCUCCCAAGCGACGCCGGUGCGCUCCUUUACCCGGGUCCCCGGCCACUCCGUCUCCUCAGAGAUGCGGCAUUAGGCCCGAGAUACAGCAGGGGCAACAACAGCCGCUGGGAGGGGACCUUAGGCUCACUCCUGAACAAAUCUUGCAGAACAUAAAGCAAGAGUAUACCCGCUAUCAGAGACGAAGGCAGUUAGAAGGAGCAUUCAAUCAGGGUGAAGCUGGGGUUUCAAAUGAGGUACAAGCCAGCUGCUCAUCUCUCACAGCUCCAUCCUCUCCAGGUUCAUUGGUAAAGAAAGACCAACCAACCUUUAGCCUGCGACAGGUGGGAAUACUUUGUGAGCGACUUCUGAAGGACCACGAGGACAAAAUCAGGGAAGAAUAUGAGCAAAUACUUAACAUAAAACUUGCAGAACAAUAUGAAUCAUUUGUGAAGUUCACACAUGACCAGAUCAUGCGACGAUAUGGAGCAAGACCUACAAGCUAUGUGUCUUGAGGUUGCCCCAUUUGCCACCUGGAUUCCAGCUUUGACUUCCAAGUUCAUGGCUGCUCCACUUUCUUGCCACCUAUGAGGUGCCACCGUUUUUUUUUUUUUUUUUUUGUCGUGUUCUAAGGAUUUUAACACUCAUUGGCUGCCUUCUGCUGUCUGAAAUCCCUGAAUGGACCUUUUUAUUUUUUUGUUUUGAUACUGCUCACAAUAAAAGUGACUGUAAUCUGCCACAUUGUAUUUGUUGGAAGGUUUUAAACAGCUUCAUCUUAUCACAUUCUGCCCUUUUAUGGCACAUGGACCAUUUCUUUAAAUGGAGUGACUUGUCAUUUUAUUUUUUUUCAUUUUAUUUACCUCUGAAUAUUUAAUUAAGAGGAUUUUUAAACUGUGUUUGAUGCACUACAGUUAAGUUUUAAACACAUUUUAUGGUCCAUAAAGGAUAGUGGGUUUAAGGACCAGACAGGAUUUAACUUUGGCGUAUUUAGUGAAUAGUGAUUGUAAAUUGGUUGCUUUAUACUACAGCCAUCCUCUUUGUUCUGAAAUCUGUAUGAAACUCCUUAUUUUGUAUUCUUUGUUUCAGACAGAAGAUUGUUUUAUGAUGUUUAUACUUUAAUAACUGCUAAAAAAUAAUUGAAGCCUGUCUAGUUAGUUACAAGGUUUUAUAAUUCACUUGGCAUGCAAAUGUGGAGUGUUUGUUCAUAUGGGCUGCACAAAUAAGUGUCAUUUCUCUUUGGGGGUGGGGAAGGAGGGUGGCAGUUUCUGGGAUUCCAUGUACACAGAGCCUUUCUAUAAUAUUGUGCCUCUAGUGUCCAUUGUAGAAAUUACUAUAACUUUUGGUGGCUAAAAAUUGGCCCAAGUCAUUUGUCCAUUUUGGUUGGUUAGGGAAGCGUGCAUAGCUUGCUUAUUUGCACAUCAUUUGGUUUAAUAGUCUGUAAUACCUUUUUAAAUAUCUAAAUAAAGAACAUUAAUGGGCAGAUUUAUCAAGGGUCGAAUUGAAAAUUCGAAUUUUCAAGAUUUUUUUUUUAUGGUCAAAACUGUCAAAUUCGACUAGGGAGUUUUUUUUUUUAAAAAAAAAAAUAAUAGUUUUUCGAGAUGUAUCAUACUAUGGCCCUUAACUCGAAUUUGCCACCUAAAACCUGCCGAAUUGCUGUUUAAGUCAAUGUGAGAGGUCCAGGGAUCAAUUUUGAGUUGUCUGCAGCCUUCCUGUUUUUUGUUUUUCGGAGAAAAAACUUGUCGAGUUUUUAAAAUUCAAAUUGAAUUAGAUUCGAGUUUUCAGGUCGAUCCCAAUCAUCCGAGUUUUAACAAUUAGAUUUUUAUUUUUUUUUAAAUGAAUUUCAAUAUUUUGUAUUUAUGGAAGUUUAGGGGAAUUUUUAAAAACUCGUAUGAAUACGAAAUUCGAUCUUUGAUAAAUGUGCUGUUAGGCAGUGUUUAAAGUCAGGAGCUGAUGUAUGCAAGAUAAUAUUUGCCUUUAAUUUCUGUAUUUGACAUUUUGCAGUUUGCCAUUUAAUCAAGUCAGCCAGCCUCCACUGCCACCACACAGCUGCCACUCGCUUAUAAUCGAAACUGGUGAACUAACCGCUAAAUUCUGUUAAAUGCUUCAUUUUUGGGUUAAAAAAGGCCUCUGUCUGCACAGAUGAUGUCUGCAUGUUAAUAUCGCCAUUUUAUAACUAAUGUGCUGUACAAAUAUUAGCCUAAAUGAUAAACUCAAAUCUACCUGGAAAACGGCUUUAGCUAAAAGUUUGAAAAUAAAAUGUGUUGCUCUAUUGUUAAUGAA
Messenger RNA from Xenopus laevis (African clawed frog), 2463 nucleotides. It is a transcript of the gene akirin1.L, whose product is annotated as akirin 1 L homeolog. Gene Ontology annotation, cellular component: chromatin; nucleus. Gene Ontology annotation, biological process: positive regulation of lamellipodium assembly; negative regulation of skeletal muscle satellite cell proliferation; positive regulation of myoblast differentiation. Gene Ontology annotation, molecular function: transcription coregulator activity. Lineage: Eukaryota; Metazoa; Chordata; Amphibia; Anura; Pipidae. The record is from RefSeq and is marked provisional.